AUGGAGAAAGGAAGCCCAGUUGCUGUGAAUGGAGGAGUCAAACUGCCUAUUGGGUACAGAUUCCGUCCUACAGAGGAAGAGCUCAUCGUCCACUACCUUAAACGCAAGGUCUUUGGUCUCCCAUUGCCUGCUUCAGUCAUCCCCGAGCUCGACGUUUUCCACUCUCAUCCUUCUACACUCCCAGGCAACUCGAGGGAGAAGAGGUAUUUCUUCUGCAAGAGAGAGGCAAGUGGCGGUGAUGAUAAUGGUGAGAAGAAUGGUAUUGUUGACAGUUCAUGUGGCAGAGGUUACUGGAAGCAUACUGGGAAAGACAGACAUAUGAUUCUGUCUGCCCCUUCUCCUUCUUUCAACUGCCAGUUGGUUGGGAUGAGGAGAAGUCUGGUUUUCCGCAGACACAAGAAGGCUUCUGCUAAUCAAAACAAUCAGUGGGUCGUGCACGAAUUUUCCCUUCUUGGCUUGGCCACAAUCCCCUUCACAAAUCAGGUGACAAAGGUGAAGUUGGGAGACUGGGUCUUGUGCACUGUUUUUGAGAGGAAGAAGAAGAGAAGGCCUACUACUACCAAUAACAAGAGCCAAAACCUUCAAGGGGUCAACACCUCAAAUAGUUUCCCAGUCCCAAAUCAGCCGGAAGUCGAGGAGACGAUCACAGGCCCUAAUGAUAAUGAUUCCUCCAUGGAUUUUAGAAUGGAAGAGUUGUCUGAUGCAGGGCCUAUUGAUCUACAAGAGGAGGAAGACGAAGAAGAAGAAGAAGGGCCUUGUUCAUCGUCUUCUUCAGUAUCACCAUGUUCAAGUGGAAUCACUGAGCUUUCUUCUCCUACCAAGUCACCAAAUGGUGGGUUAGAUCACCAGGAAAAAGCUCGCACUUCAGUCAAUGUUGGCUUAUGUUCUUCUUCUUCUACUACUAGCAGUAGUUAUUCUUGUUAGAGUUUUAGUAGGCGGGGGUGGAAAAAGAGGUAAAAACCGGAUUGAAAGGAAACAAAAGCACAUGCCAAGCUAUUACUAGCUGCUUCCUAAUUUGAGGAGCAACCAAGCCCAAUGAGAAGUAAAAUUACUUACCAACCAAGCCUUUGUCAUCUCUGAUUAUUAGCUGUUUGUCGGGUUAAUUAUGACCAAAAGAUGGAAAUGAGAAUCGAGAGAGAGAGAGAGAGAGGGAUUGGGGAAAAGUGUUAGAUUUGUUGUUUCAUGUUUAAGGAGCCUAUCUAUUGUAAUUGAUAUUUGUACCAAGAUUUCAAACAAACAAAUUCAUUGCAUUCUUGAAUCAU
Messenger RNA from Linum tenue, 1262 nucleotides. Lineage: Eukaryota; Viridiplantae; Streptophyta; Magnoliopsida; Malpighiales; Linaceae. The record is from the annotation of a GenBank genome assembly.